Bradysia coprophila is the source of this 3783-nucleotide messenger RNA. It is a transcript of the gene anchor, whose product is annotated as integral membrane protein GPR155 homolog anchor. The record is from RefSeq and is a predicted model, not a curated record. Gene Ontology annotation, cellular component: membrane. NCBI's taxonomy places the organism in Eukaryota, Metazoa, Arthropoda, Insecta, Diptera, Sciaridae. Gene Ontology annotation, biological process: intracellular signal transduction; negative regulation of BMP signaling pathway; transmembrane transport.
GCGGAGCCAGCACACGUCUCAAUCGAAAAUUGUUAUAAAAGCGACAUGAGUCAUACGUGAUGAUAACGACAAUAUAGUGCACGGUACAUCAUAGCGAGUCUGUUGAAUUUAAAAUUUAAUUUGUCUGAUGAGUCCAACCAACAAUUUGAUCGACGCGACGUUCAUUGUAUAAUAUUCAUUUUGAUUUUCAGAAACAUAAAAAAACGUUGCAGCUUUUACCGCAAAAUGAGUCUACCUGCACACCUGCAAAGUGAUGAUAACAGUGACCAAAAAUUAAAUUAAAUUUUACGAAUAAAUUAGAAUUAAAAAAUGUUGUCGAUUGAUUGAAAACAAAAAUAAAUAAAUUAUUUUGUGUGUGCGCGUCUGUGAUUUUAAAUGCUGAUGUGCUAAAGAAUUUAGAUAACGAAAAAAAUAAUAAUAAUAAGAAUGAGUACAACAAUGAAUAGUUCCUUAAUUGCACAAAUGAUGACGAAUGAUGCUGACGAUGAUGGGCCGAACAUUUCAAUGAAUGACUUAUAUCCAGCUCUGGUUCAGUGCUUUGGUAUCAUUAUUUGUGGGUACUUAGCUGGUCUACUUAAAAUCAUCACAAAUUCCGAAACUAAAGGACUAAAUACUUUCGUCGGUACAUUUGCUCUACCAUGUCUCAUUUUCCUAUCACUGGUCGAAUUGAAUUGGCAAAAAGUCAACUGGAAAUUCCUAGCUGCCAUGCUUGUUGCAAAGGCAAUUGUAUUCUUCGCCGUUUGCAUUAUAUCGUUGCUGGUGACCAGACCGUUAAAUUAUGGCCGAGCUGGGAUAUUAGCCACAUUCUGUACGCAAAGUAACGAUUUUGCGAUUGGAUAUCCGAUAGUGGUGGCACUGUAUCAAAAGGUGCAUCCGGAGUACGCUUCGUAUCUGUAUUUGAUGGCACCGAUAUCACUGGCUAUUCUGAAUCCUAUUGGCUAUGUUCUGAUGGAAAUUUCGAAUAUCAAGAAACAAAAUCCUAACCUUCUGACAGAUUCAACGGUAAUCCGAACAUCCAACAGACCCAGACCAUUGUCUUUUUAUCGUUUCAAUUUUACACAGGAACGUCGACCUUCGAUCGCAUGUCCACAAAUUGCUGACAACGCUAAUGGUGAAACAUCACUUAAGAAUAAGUCAAAGCUGAUCGUGAAAACGAUGCGAUCAAUCUUCUUCAAUCCAAUUUUACUGAUGACCGUGCUAGGAGUCAUUGGAGGUGUAGCCUUUCCACAUGGUCUCCCCGAAAUUGUAUCAGGAGUCCUGAGAGUGUUCGGAAAUUCUUUCUCCGCAACGGCAUUGUUUUUGCUGGGACUCCGUAUGGUUGGCAAAGCACGAGAAUUGCAGGGCCCGGGAUUUUUGACUCCUGGCAUUCUGAUCCUAGUAAAAUUGUUAGUCCUACCGAUAGUAAAUCGUCAAACUGUCAAUAUUAUGAGCGCGGGAGCUAAUGUGUCCGAUACAACCGAUCUGAGCACAUUCGGAUUUCUGUACGGAACAAUACCGGCAGCUCCAGGAGUGUUUGUCAUUGCGACACAGUACAAAACUGAUGUGGACCUGAUUGCUAGCAGCAUGGUAGCAUGUACCUUCAUCAGUGGCCCGUUAUUGUUCAUAUCAGCGAAGAUGAUAUCGCUGACCAACCUAAAUCCCGCUGACUAUCUCAACGAAUUGGAUCAUUUUGCAUUCGACAUCAGCAUCGUUGGCAUUGUGGCUUGUUUCUGGAUUAUGUUACUGUUCGGCAUAUCGAAACGAUUCAAACGCAUCCCACAUCGUAUCACAUGCUGUUUGGUUCUGUCACAGAUGAUGGGUUGCAUUGGCGUUAUAUUGUGGUCAACGCUGGGAAGUCAACCAGGUUGGCAAAUGUAUCUCCAGUUCACGCUAUUUACUAUCGGAAAUUAUAGUAGUCGUCUAUGGGCAGCCCUGUUGGCAAUAUCAUUGUUAUUCCUACAAUGUCGCAGCCUGUGCUUUGUUCUGAAAUUGUGGCCUCUAUUCAUUAGCGUUGCGUGGGGAGUGCCGACAGUGCUGGUGAUUACACUUCUGCUGCUCGACCAAACAAACAUAUCGGGAAAUGAAAAGCGAAAUCCAAAUUUUCAAUACGGGAAUGCUCAGGCGGCCAUUUCUAUUUUCCUGUUAGUGAUGUGCUUCAUUGUCACCAGUGGCUGCCUGGUCUUACAUCAACGAUACAAGAAACGGUUCGAGAAGUAUCUUACCUUGUCCAGAGAAGUUAGCAUCGACACCGAAUCCAGUACAGCCUUUUCCGAAUCCACAUCCAAUCUUGUCCGAUCCACCAGCCGCAGCAAUGACAACGACCUAAACUUUUCGAUAAACAAUCGGGUACGACAAUCAACGUCCAGCGACGAAGAUGAGUCAAAAUGUUCGAACAAUGAAGAUUGCUGCACGAGAAAAUCAACGGCAACGACAGUGGUUGACAUUGAAGAUUUAUUGGCCAACCAGAAAUGUAACGACCGAGCCGGCCCCAGUGGACUAUGCAAUUCUCAAUUCAACUGUGACGGUGCAUCACGAGAAAAUUGUCAGAGUUUGGUGAAGAAGUACCAAAGCGACACGAAUCGCGGCCUAGAACCGUUAGAACUUCCAGAGAAUGUCGACGAAUACCAGACGAUGAGGCACACAGUCCUGUUGAUUCUGCUGUUGUGCUCGAUGUUCGUCAGUUUGGCCCUAUCGAUUUGGACGCUGGUCAUGGAGGGUAUGUCCGGUAUAUAUGUGGAAUUGGCAUUUUUGGAAGCAUUCCUGAAUUUCGGCCAAAGUUUGAUUGUCUUGGCUUGCUUCAUAACGGAUUCGGGUGAACUGUUGAGUCCGCUGGCUAAGUACUGGCAUAAGAUCUGGUAUGGGGCCAAUAUUUUGUUGUUGCCGGAUUGGAAUAGCAUUUCGGCCGACACAAGGCUUGUGUGCGAUCAGUUCACCAAUUAUCAUUUGGACGCUUGCCGUAAGGCCAUUGCGGAGGACAAACGAUGGCGGAUCAAAAUUUAUAAGAAAGUUUUCUACGGAAAUCGGUUCGUUGACUGGUUAAUUGAAGUUGGACUGGCUAAAGAUCGGGUCGAAGCGGCCCAAUAUGCACGCCAUUUAAUCGAUGGACGUGUGCUGCGCCAUAUCAACAAUGUUUACCAUUUCCAUGAUAAGAAUUUACUGUACACCUUCUGUAAUAGGUUGUAAAUAAAAACGGCAAGCCAUCUGUUACCGACCACUAUCGCAACACAAAAAACUGGACGAUGUGCUCUAGCAAGUGCGUGCCCAUUUAAAGUAAAAUUCGUUUAAACAAGUGAAGUAACAGAUUCGGUAUGAAACACUCGGCGAUACUUAAGACAAACGAAGUAACAGAUUUUAGGUAUGUCAUCACCGCUUGCCGUUUAUAUCAAAAGGUUGAUUGUGCGGUAUGGUUGUUGAAAUGAAUCGGACUUAUCAGCCAUUGAGUGUGAAUCAUUUCAACGGGGCAUUAUGUUUACUUUCCAUUCGCAAUUUGCCUUCGAACACGAGAUUUUAGUUUUUGUGGCUGAGCCAAAUAGAAAGAUUUGUUUUUACUGAUCUUUGAGACGUUUUAGCUUUAUUUUAGUGAAAUGAUUUGUGUUACCGAAUUUAUAUCAUAAGAUGCUGUUGAGUAUGCACCAAAACUUAGGCUAAUUUUACAAUCGAAAGUGUUUGUUGCUGAGAAGGCAUUUCCUUGUUUCAAUCGUGAUCUACUGUUUAAGCCAAAAAAGAAAAUGUUAAUUUAUUUUUGAAUAAAUUCUAUUUUUUUAUGUAUAUAUUGUGAUUAUAUAUACAGCAGAGACUAAAAAA